Drosophila eugracilis is the source of this 1646-nucleotide messenger RNA. Its product is annotated as putative inositol monophosphatase 3. Bases 314 to 1381 code for a protein of 355 amino acids. The record is from RefSeq and is a predicted model, not a curated record. The transcript is spliced from 2 exons. NCBI's taxonomy places the organism in Eukaryota, Metazoa, Arthropoda, Insecta, Diptera, Drosophilidae. Gene Ontology annotation, biological process: phosphatidylinositol phosphate biosynthetic process. Gene Ontology annotation, cellular component: endomembrane system. Gene Ontology annotation, molecular function: 3'-nucleotidase activity.
UUAGUUUGUUAUUGUUUGGUUUGUUUGGGCCACUUUUGUUUUUUGGUUGGGGGGAAAAAAGCGCAACGUGGACGUGGAAUAGAAUAGAGCAGUACAGAGCAUAGCUCACCAAAGUCCGCACACCUGGUCCCCUUUCCAAAACAAAAAAAAACACCUGUGACCCCUCCCCCGCCCACCGACGCGCCAUCAAGUGUUUUUCAUUUCAGUUCUUGAGAGGGUUUUUUCAAGAUAGCAUCUGGUUGAUCUCGAUCUGAUGAUCUGGCAAAUACGACAGCACAUAUAUAGUAUAUAGUAGUUGAUUAUAUAGAAAUCCAUGAGCGAGGCCAAGAUGAACGGACGCUCAAUACGCAUCAAUCGGUUGCCGGCCACCAUUGUGGCUAUCCUGUUGACAAUUGUCCUGGUCUACUUCCUUAAUUUCCAUCAGGAGGAACGACCGGCAAUCUAUGGCAUGCUGAGAAGUGAUAAUCCUAAUCGAGUUAAUCUACGCAAAAUGCUUAUCGCUGCCAUACAGGCGGCUCAACGUGGUGGCCUCGAGGUCCUGGAUGUGGCUAGAAGUCGCCAGUUGAAGGAGCGGAGCAAGGGAAAGACGGACGAGGGCGUCAAUGAUCCGUUUACGGACGCUGAUGGGCGAUCACAUUGUGUAAUGAAGCUGGGCCUCCAGCGGAUCUUCCCGCGCGUACAAAUCUUCUCCGAGGAGGACAAGGAGCAUUGCAAACAGGCUCACAGCUACGAUCUGGAUCCUACGGUGCUCCAUGAAACCGCACAGAUUCCGGAUGUUACAGUGAAUGCCCAGGAUGUUACCGUUUGGGUGGAUCCUCUAGAUGCCACCAAGGAAUAUACCGAGGAACUGUACGAGUACGUGACCACCAUGGUGUGCGUGGCGGUAGCCGGAAGACCCAUUAUCGGAGUAAUCCACAGUCCGUUCAAUGGCCAAACUGCCUGGGCGUGGGUGGGCCAUUCGAUGUCGGAAUAUUUGGCAAGUUUGCAUCCGGAUCAUUCGCCGAAUAACCAGGUGCCCAUCAUAACAGUGUCGCGAUCGCACACGGCAGGAGCUAAGGAUCUGGCCAGGGGUAUAUUUGGCGAGGAUGUUAGCCUACUGACGGCAGCGGGAGCUGGCUACAAGGUGCUACAAGUGGUGGCGAAUAAUGCCACUGCUUAUCUGCACACCUCCAAGAUCAAGAAGUGGGACAUUUGUGCCGGCGAUGCCAUUUUACACGCUUUGGGCGGCACAAUGACCACGCUGAAUGACCAGUUGAUUAAUUACGGUCCAGAUGAGUCGCCGGUCAAUACGGAUGGUUUGCUGGCCACUUUGGAAAGGCAUGACGAGUACAUGGACAAGUUAUCCAAAUACCGAGAGGCGCACAAUGGCAAGCUGGCGUAGGGGUUAGCCAGUUCUUAGACCCUUAGCUCCCUUUACCCCACUUUCAGAUGAAUCCCCCCUCACUGAGCGUUUAGGCCGCAUUCAAAAAUAGCUUUAAGUUCUAAAGAGGAAAACCAGUUUUUUAGUAAUCUCAAUAUUUGUGCGUGUGUGUGCUUCUUUUUUUUUUUGCAUAAUUACGUUGGUUGUGUAGCGGCGCGGCGGGGUCAUGAACCCGGACCAAACCAAACCGCCCAGUUGGCUCAAAAUAAACUAAUUUUAAAUUGUA